AUGGAUGCUCUCCCCAGCAGCCCCCUUGGAUGGGUCUGCACGGGUGUCACCGUGCUUUUUGGGGUGACCAUGCUCUGCAUGGCCAAGAGGAGCCUGGCAGAGAAAGUGAACUUGCUGCUCUGGAGCCUCCUGCCCCCCUUACUGGGGCUGCUGUGUGUGGACAUGCUGGGUGCUGCUGGGGGGCUGGGGGUGUUCUGCACCCUCAGCCUCGUCUCCUGUGUGUACCUGGGUGGCAGGGCGCUGCUGCCCGUGGGCGACAAAGCUGUGCUCAUCACAGGAAGUGACACUGGGAUUGGACAUGCACUGGCUAAAUACCUGGAUAAGUUGGGUUUUGUGGUGUUUGCUGGGGUUUUGGAUAAGGAUGGACCUGGAGCUGAGGAACUGAGACGGACCUGUUCUCGGAGACUCUCUCUUCUGCAGAUGGAUAUAACCAAUACCACCCAAGUCAAGGAAGCUUAUCUACAAGUCUCAGAGAAGGUGCAAAACACAGGACUCUGGGGAGUUGUGAACAACGCGGGCAUCCUGGGCUUCCCCGCUGAUGGUGAGCUGCUCCCCAUGAGCACUUACAGGCGGUGCAUGGAGGUGAAUUUCUUUGGGGCUGUAGAGGUGUCCAAGACCUUCUUACCGUUGCUGCGGAAAUCCCGAGGGAGGCUGGUUAACGUGUCCAGCAUGGCAGGAGGCAUUCCGCUGCCGAGGUACGCUGCAUAUGGCGCAUCAAAAGCAGCUCUGUCCAUGUUUUCUGGAGUAAUGAGGCAAGAACUUUCCAAAUGGGGAAUUAAAGUUGCUGCAAUUCAUCCGUCAGGUUUCCGAACAGGUAUCCAAGGCACAUCCGAGCUGUGGGAUAAGCAAGAGAAGGAGCUGGUGGAGAACCUCCCAGCAGACACACGGCAGGACUAUGGUGAGGACUAUCUCCUGGGGCUGAAGACCUGCCUCUUGCACAUGCCCACGUACUGUGCCGCCGACCUCUCUCCUGUCCUGAGUGCCAUCCUGCACGCUUUGCUGGCCAAGAGGCCCCACGGCUUGUACACUCCCGGCAAAGGGGCUUAUUUGACCCUCUGCAUCUUCUGCUACUUUCCUCUCUGGUUCUAUGACUUUUUCAUGAGUAAGAUGCUGAGUACCGAUUCUGUCCCAAGGGCACUGAGAACAUCAGAAGCUGAAAGCAAGAAGCCUUAA
Messenger RNA from Pterocles gutturalis (yellow-throated sandgrouse), 1173 nucleotides. RefSeq names its product hydroxysteroid (17-beta) dehydrogenase 2 (gene HSD17B2). The coding region runs from base 1 to 1173 and encodes 390 amino acids. The transcript is spliced from 5 exons. The record is from RefSeq and is a predicted model, not a curated record. Gene Ontology annotation, molecular function: oxidoreductase activity. NCBI's taxonomy places the organism in Eukaryota, Metazoa, Chordata, Aves, Pterocliformes, Pteroclidae.